Phycodurus eques (leafy seadragon) is the source of this 1738-nucleotide messenger RNA. Its product is annotated as N6-adenosine-methyltransferase TMT1A-like. Lineage: Eukaryota; Metazoa; Chordata; Actinopteri; Syngnathiformes; Syngnathidae. The record is from RefSeq and is a predicted model, not a curated record. The transcript has 2 exons. The coding region runs from base 52 to 783 and encodes 243 amino acids. Gene Ontology annotation, molecular function: S-adenosylmethionine-dependent methyltransferase activity.
UUCCGUUCUCAGAAGACUGACGUGGAUAGUUUGAGACCCUAACAAGCAAACAUGGAGUCUUGUCUGUUGAAAGCGUGCAGGCUCCUUUGCUUGUUGCUGAUUUUGCCCUUGCGCCUGGCGGAGGUGCUUGGUUUGCGCGCCGCCUACAAACGUUUCUUUCCGCUGCUGGCCUACAAGAUCACGUUUUCGUACAACCACAAAAUGCAUCGCAUGAAGAAAGAGCUCUUCCGGAACGUGUGCGCAUUCGCCAAGAGCGACGGUUCGCUGCGGCUGCUUGAGAUUGGCUGCGGCAGCGGGGCAAACUUCCAGUUCUACCCGUAUGGAUGCACGGUGCUCUGCGCGGACCCGAACCCGCACUUCGAGACGUACCUGAAGAGGAGCAUGGACGCCAACAAGCACCUGACGUAUGAGGGUUUCCUGGUUGCCUCCGCGGAGGACAUGCAGGAGUUGGGCGACGAGUCUGUGGACGUGGUGGUGUGCACGUUGGUGCUGUGUUCUGUCAGAGACGUGAAACUGGUUCUCAAGGAGGUCCGGCGUGUGCUGAAAACUGGUGGGGCCUUCUACUUCAUGGAACAUGUGGUGUCAAAGCCCUCAACCUGGACGUUCUUCCUCCAACAGACGCUUGAUCCUUUGUGGUUCUAUAUCGGCGAUGGAUGUGUGAUUACAAGAGAAACGUGGAAAGAUCUCGAAUCAGCUGGCUUUUCUCAGCUCCACCUCAAACACAUUGAGGCUCCAGUGACUUCCGUGAUACGACCCCAUAUUAUGGGCCAUUCCAUCAAAUGAUUACGGGUGACAUUUUGACUGAUGGUGUUCUCAUCCUAUGAUCGUACUGCAAAAUAGUGAGACAAAAGUGGCUGCGGUAGUCGAUUUGCUUAGAGCAGGGUUGUGAAAGCUACGGCCUACGAGCAUUUGAUCCAACCCGGACCCAUCAUGCAAUUCUAAAACCAAAUAAAAUCUUGAGUAUACAAUUAUAAAAAGCCCAAAGCUAUGAACCCCAAAAUACUCAUAUGAUUUAUUAAUAAUAAUUUUUAAAAAUGACCUGAUAGGAAAAGGUUGGCCAUCCCUCGCUAAGAUGUUCACUUAUGCCAAAAAUGAUUAGCAAAAACAGAGUGAAAAUAUAUAUUAUUUACUGACAGAAUGAGCAACAUUUCAAACACUGUUCCACAGCCCCAUCCCUAUCAUGAAGAAAUAAAAUGUUACUCAACCACUGUGCAAAAUUUUUGUCCAGAUUGUCUAAAACAGUAACAGCCAAUGAACAAUCACACAAUAUUUCUGUUACCCUUUAUAUCCCAUUGCACAAAAAUAAGGAAGGAAAAUUUACAUUUCCUUAGUGGGAAUAAGAGAAAUUUCCGUUAAGCAAACAUGUUCACAUAGAACGAAUACAGUCAAUUCUGUAAAUGCUGUUGGUAGACCUAAAAAACACCCAACAACAUUUUUAAAAAUCACAUUUAAAACUCGAGAGUGAAAAAGCAAAAGCUUAUAAUUUCAAACCUCCCAGUUUAAAAUAUACACAACUAUAAAUGUUAUAGCAUUAAUGAAUAAAAAAAAUAGCUGGAAAAAAGUCCAAAUUCUUUUUGUUUAGAUAUAUGUAUAUAUCAUUGUUAUAUCAAGCGGAGUAAAAAGAUCGUGGAUCUCAACCUGAAGCGUUCCCAGAAACAUGACUGCGUCCAAAGAGCUGAGAGCUGUUCCAACUGACACACAGUCUCUGCACUUAAACAGUUUAUCCUGUUUUGACACA